Suillus plorans is the source of this 1059-nucleotide messenger RNA. RefSeq names its product Pantoate-beta-alanine ligase. Gene Ontology annotation, molecular function: pantoate-beta-alanine ligase activity. The coding region runs from base 84 to 737 and encodes 217 amino acids. Gene Ontology annotation, biological process: pantothenate biosynthetic process. The transcript is spliced from 3 exons. The record is from RefSeq and is a predicted model, not a curated record. Lineage: Eukaryota; Fungi; Basidiomycota; Agaricomycetes; Boletales; Suillaceae.
UGGAGCUCCUUACAGCACAACAGGUUACUGUGGGCGAGACUGUGAGGAAAGCCUCUGCCAUAUUUCUACCCUCGGUCCAGGACAUGUAUCCAUCUGGUAUAAGCCAAGAUGUUUCAACACAAAAGGGAGCGUUCGUCGAGAUGAAGGGAUACGGACAUCAGAUGGAAGGCGCAAGCAGGCCGACAUUUUUCCGGGGCGUGGUGACAGUUGUAACCAAGCUAUUCAACGUGGUCCAGCCUACAAAUGCGUAUUUCGGUCAGAAAGAUAUUCAGCAAGCCUUACUUCUUCGGAGACUCUGCAAGGACCUGCUUUUCCCACACCCCGAAGCUGACCACGUCCAUAUUGUCCCCACGACUCGUGACCCGAACGAUGGGCUUGCUUUAUCGUCCAGAAACGCAUAUCUAUCUGAAAAUGAGCGGAAAUUUGCACCUGCGAUUUACAAGGCCCUACAAUACGCCAAGUCCGCGUGGUCGAACGGCGAAUCCAAGGACCGAUGCAUUUCAAAAGCUGUCUCUGUCAUCGACGAAGUAAAAGCACAGGCUGCCAUAGAUGGAGUGGAUAUGCGGCUGGAUUAUAUAGAGAUGAAUGAUUCGGAGACAUUCGAUGUCUUGGACGCGUCUUCGAAUCAUCAGUUGGCAGGAGAUAUACCUGUGAUUCUGAGCGGUGCGCUAUGGGUUGGGAAGACCAGGUUGAUCGACAAUAUCGUAGUUGGUGACCUCAAACGUAUAAUAAGAUAGCUCACAAAUAGAUGCGGGUGUGGCAAGAUUAUUAAAUGCUGAAGCGCAUCAGAGUCAGACUAGCUACUGUCCGAUCCAUUAGCAGUUGCCGAGCCACAUCUCCUUCACCUCCAACUACUAGUACCUUCCGCGAUCGCCAACCACCGUGACGAUGGCCCGGGCGCAUUCGAGAGUGAUGCUAACCAACGGCACUUUGCCAUCCACUCAACUCAACCAAUUUUCGGCGGUACACCCUUUCACUCAGCAGCUAGACAUCGUGUUUCCUGCUUCCGAUGAACUCGAGAAGGCGCUUACAUCCCUGAAGCCCACAUACUAUAAAAAA